AAUUAUGCCAACAAGCUCCAGCUUUGCAUGCUGCUCAGCCUAAAGCUGCGAGGCGCAUUGGCGUUGCACAGCUCCGAAGCGCUGUCCUGUAGCUUGCUAGGGCAAAAAACUUAGCAAAACUCAUAGUGAAAGCGCUGGCAGCCAACUCGGCCUGGAACACCAUUGGAACACCAUUGGAAACAGCUGGAAAGAUGAUGCGCUGCGCGCUCGUAAUCACCGCAGCAGCGCUCGCGGCAAGCAAGGAGUCAGACACGGACGCGGCCUACAAGCGGUCGCGCCUCGUAUACGAAGCGAAAAAAAACGAGCCCUUCGCCCUCAUCUUCGAGAACCCCUACGCGGAGCCGCGCGAGCUUUACUGGAUCGGCUCGGGCGCCGAGCCGAGCCUCAUGGGCACGGUGGAGCCCGGCGGCGAGUUCAAUGUGAACACGUACGAGGGCCACGCCUUCGGCUGGCGGCCGCCGGCGCAGUCGGAGACGUGCACGACCGACGAGCUCGAGGGCACCGUCCACGCGGCGCGCGGCAUGGAGCGCCACGUCUUCGGGGAAAAGCCGCGCGUCCUCGACGCGCACGCGCGGAAGCGCGAGCAGGAGCGCGACGACCCGUUCGAGGCCCACUUCACGAACCGCGCGGCGUACGCGAUGCGGCUGACGGACACGAAGAACGCGUCGCGGACCGUGGACGUGGCGCCGGGCGCGACGCGCAUCUGGUCCGUAAGGAGGGGCGAGCACUACGACUGGACGUCGGGCGACGGCGAGCUCCUGUAUCGGAGCGUCAUCGAGUUCUACGACCAGAAGAAGCACGACUUCAAAGAGGAGCUCCACACGGCGUUAUGUGCGGAGAAGACGCCGCCCUCGGAGCCCGUGCGCGUCGCAGAAUAUAGAGAUGAGCUCGACGGGCGCGACCUGCAGGUCGAGAUUCUGAGGGAGGAGCCUUUGAUAGCCUACCUGCCGAACUGGACGAAGCCCGGCGACUGCGCGGACAUGGAGGGCCGCGCGCUGCGCAUAGGCCUGGCGGACGCGCAGGUCUUCGGGGAGCGGAACGUCAUUGCCGAUAGGCGCGCCAUCUCCGCAAAUCUAGAAUGGUCUCGGAGUAAUGAGACGUCGAUCACGAACCACCUCAUCAAACGGGCGUUCAAACUCGCGGAGAACCUGCGGUCGUACGACGUGACGCCGGGCCCGUUCCAGGAGCCGCUGAACUUCAUCCAGUACGCGCACGGCGGCGAGUACCGGCCGCACUGCGACGGCGUGUGUCAUAGGACGCCCUACGCGCGCGGUGGGCGCGUCGCGACGCUGAUCCACUACUGCCGGGCGCCCGAGGUCGGCGGCGCGACCGUCUUCCCGAAAGCUAGGCUCAAGGUCCAGCCUCAAGAUGAUAGCGCUGUAUUGUUCACCUACAAGCAAAGCGACGGGUACAUGGACGACGGGAACACGCUGCACACGGGCUGUUUAUUGAGAGAGGGCGUCAAGCAGAUCGUGACGAUGUGGAUGCGCGAGGACGUGCACGACGGCGAGCCGUGGUCCGACUUCCUCUCGUGAGUGGAGGCCCUCGCCGCAAUCGAUCGCGU
Messenger RNA from Pelagomonas calceolata, 1564 nucleotides. The record is from the annotation of a GenBank genome assembly. NCBI's taxonomy places the organism in Eukaryota, Pelagophyceae, Pelagomonadales, Pelagomonadaceae.